Messenger RNA from Eutrema salsugineum, 399 nucleotides. Its product is annotated as probable signal peptidase complex subunit 1. NCBI's taxonomy places the organism in Eukaryota, Viridiplantae, Streptophyta, Magnoliopsida, Brassicales, Brassicaceae. The transcript has 2 exons. Gene Ontology annotation, cellular component: signal peptidase complex; endoplasmic reticulum membrane. Bases 17 to 292 code for a protein of 91 amino acids. The record is from RefSeq and is a predicted model, not a curated record. Gene Ontology annotation, biological process: protein targeting to ER.
AGAUCAUUUUCCAGAGAUGGAUUGGCAAGGGCAGAAAUUGGCGGAGCAGAUAAUGCAGAUCCUGCUCUUGAUCGCGGCCGUUGUGGCGUUCGUUGUUGGUUACGCGACGGCGUCGUUUAGGACGAUGAUGUUGAUCUACGCCGGAGGUGUUGCACUCACGACUCUGAUCACCGUACCAAGUUGGCCGUUCUUCAACCGUCAUCCUCUCAAGUGGUUGGAUCCAAGUGAAGCCGAGAAGCAUCCUAAACCGCAAGUCGUUGUUAGCUCGAAGAAGAAAUCCUCUAAAAAGUAGCGAUUUUUUUGAAUACUCUCUUUUGGCCUUGGUAUUAAGACAUGUUCUGGAUUUGUUAUUAAAAGCUUGAUAAGUCAAAUGAAAUAAAUUUUGAAUGAUUCUCGCCA